Brassicogethes aeneus is the source of this 2287-nucleotide messenger RNA. NCBI's taxonomy places the organism in Eukaryota, Metazoa, Arthropoda, Insecta, Coleoptera, Nitidulidae. The record is from the annotation of a GenBank genome assembly.
AUGCGUCCCAAAAGUCAAAAAUCGUACAGUCCUACCACACGCUUUAUUAAUAAAUUAGUAAAAACUGAAGAAUCUAUUCAGGACAAAUUUAUUUUAAAAGAACCAUUUAAUGAUAAGCCUAGUAAUUAUUGCAAUAUUAUACAUAUAGGAAUAGUAUGUUCUGGCUACAAAAAUACAGUAUUCUUUCAUAAUUUAUUGAAGUCAAUAUUUUUUCAUAGAGUCAAUCCUAUAUAUUUACAUAUAAUAACUGAUAAAAAUACUGAGUAUCUUUUAAAUACACUUCUGGUGACAUGGGAUCUUCCACAAGUUAAUUUUAUAUUUUACGAUCUAAGUAAUUUUGUGCAUGAAGUGAAAUGGGUGCCGAACAGCCACUACUCAGGUGUAUAUGGAAUGCUAAAAAUACUAUUUCCUAAAUUGGUUCCUUAUAAUGUUAAGAAAAUGUUGGUUUUUGAUACUGAUUUGACAGUUAAUAGUGAUAUAAAUGAAUUAUGGAAACUUUUUAAAAAUUUUAAUAAUAAACAAGCUAUAGGAAUGGUCGAGAAUGAGAGCGAUUUUUAUUUGAAUGGUGAUGUUUGGCCAGCUAUUGGAAAAGGAUAUAAUUCGGGUGUACUUAUGUAUCAUCUAGAAAGGCUAAGAAAAAUUGGAUGGAACAAGUUGUGGCCAGAAGUCACCAAAAAAGCUGCCUCAGGUCAUGGAACAGCAAGAUUAGCUGAUCAAGAUGUUAUUAAUGCAGUUCUUAAAGAACGCCCAGAAUUGUUGUAUGAAAUUGUUCAUUGGAAUUCGCCGAAAAAGCUCAACGUCGUAAACCCAGAUAGGGAAUAUUUUAAAAGUUUAGCUGACACGUACAUGGAGUACAACGGUAAUUUGCUUCGGAAACAGCUUUUAAAUUGCGACAAUCAAACUAAAUCAAUUUUAAUUGAAUCCCAAAGUACUUGUGAUAAAUUUCGAAGAGCAUCGGAAACAAAGUGGCGAACACUUUUGUAUUUUAUGCCAUAUGAUUACAAAACAUUGGAAUAUGAUGUUACUUUGGUAGCUCAAUGUUCCUUCGAUAGAUUAGUUGUGUUUGAAGAAAUAGCGAAUUAUUGGCCAGGACCGAUGAGUAUAACAUUUUAUCUAUCAGAUGCGGAGUUAAUUAGAGCUUCAGAUUUUAUUCUACACUCAGAAAUUUUAAUGAAAAGAAAAAAUAUUGCUUAUCAUGUUGUUUUUAAAGAUGGAGAUUUUUACCCAAUUAACAUUUUAAGAAACACCGGUCUGUCCAAUGUGGACACCCCAUUUGUUUUUUUAACAGACAUUGACUUUAUCCCGGUAUCAAAGCUUUACAGUGCAAUAAAAGAUUAUUUAAAGGAAACGAAAAAACUCAUUAAUGAAGCUUUAAUUAUACCUGCUUUUGAGUUAUCCUACUUUGCUGACUCGAUUCCAAGAAACAAAUCAAAACUUAUCGAACUAUGGGAAAAAGGACGUGUUAAUCCUUUCUUGGAAAAAAUAUGGCCAAGUGGACAUUCUCCUACGAAUUUUCCAGCAUGGCAAAAUGCUGAAGAACCUUAUAACGUAAAAUGGGAUCACGAUUUUGAACCUUAUAUAGUUGUUAGAAGCAAUGUAACCCAAUACGAUAAAAGGUUUGUUGGUUUUGGAUGGAACAAAGUUUCGCAUAUUAUGGAACUUGAAGCUCAGGGUUACACAUUUACUGUUCUUCCCAACGUGUUUAUUGUUCAUAAGCCUCAUAGCCCCAGUUCAGAUAUGAUCAGUUUUAGAACAUCACCUCAAUACAGAUUAUGCUUGCAUUUUUUAAAAGACGAAGUUAUUCAAAGCCUAAAUAAGCGGUAUGGUAAAAAUUUCGAAUUAAAAAAUGUUACCAUUACAUUUCCGCCAAUGAAAAGAAGAAAGCGCAACUAUGAUUAUAUUCAGACAACUGCGGAAACCAAUACGGAUUAUCCAUAUGUAGUUUAAGACUUUUUGCGUGAUAUAUUGCCAAAGUAUUUUCUUUAAACAAAUUAUUUUUACUUUUAAAUAAGUUUUAUUUAUAACUUACAUUUAAUGCUAACAAGUUCUAAUUUUUAAAACUAUUCAAUUUUUUGCAGGGUCUUAAUAUCCUAGAAAUUUGAAACAUUUUUAAAUUUUGCUCAACUAUUUCUAGUCCAUACACCUUUGCUAUAAACAUGUAUAAUUUACUACUGUUUUUUUUUCUUGUAAUUUUUAUUUAUUUCAUUUGGUUUUUAAAUUUUAUUUAUUCAUUAACAUGUUACAUAAUAGUACAUUAUAGCCCAGGCAGGGGAAGCUCAUAUUAUAG